Molecule: messenger RNA, 2498 nt
Organism: Prunus persica (peach)
Lineage: Eukaryota; Viridiplantae; Streptophyta; Magnoliopsida; Rosales; Rosaceae
Product: wall-associated receptor kinase-like 3
Exons: 3
Coding region: 115-2370 (751 amino acids)
Biological process (GO): cell surface receptor signaling pathway; protein phosphorylation
Cellular component (GO): plasma membrane
Molecular function (GO): polysaccharide binding; ATP binding; calcium ion binding
Source: RefSeq, a predicted model, not a curated record
CUUUUCCAUUUCAUCAUUUCUUUCUCAUUACAUACGUAGAGUAAGAAAGCAAGCUACAUAUGUAUUCUUCUUAGCAAACAAUAACUUGGAAGAAACAGAGGAGGAAACAGAGGAAUGCAUGACAAGAUGCAAAAUGAUUUGCUAGUUCAUCUGGCACUAUUAGUUCUGCUAUUAUGGAGCUCAAGUACUACAACAGCAGCAUCGGGAGCUGAAACACCAAUGGCAAAGCAUAAUUGCGCAACACAUUGCGGAGAUAUUAGCAUCCCAUACCCUUUCGGCAUUGGACCUAAUAAAGAUUGUUACUUUGACGAAUGGUUCGAAAUGGUGUGCAACCAGUCUUCUAGUACCAGCCCUCACAAGCUUUACUUGAGGCGUGCCCAGCUGGAAGUGCUGAACGUUUAUGCUAAUGGCACGCUUCGAGUUAACAACCCCAUUGCUUUCUUCUGCCAAGAAUACAGAGGUCAGCAACCCGCGAAUUUGAGUGGCAGCCCUUUUGUAUACUCUGGGAGACACAACAAAUUCACAGCAGUGAGUUGUGGCUACCUUGCCUCCGUGAGCUCAGAAAAGUAUCUUGUUGGCGGAUGCAGGUCAAUUUGUGAAGGGACUAGCAUAAGCCCUGAAAAUUGUGAAAUUGGUGUUAACUGUUGCCAGACUAACAUCCCACCGCAUCUCAGUGUCAUCAGUACUGAUAUAAAAGAUGAUAGAAGAGGAAGGGUAUGCAAAAAGAAUAUAUAUGCAUUUUUGGUUGACCAAAAGUGGUUUAGGGACAAUUUUAUGGCAUCCAAUUUUAGUGUCAUAAAGGAUAUGGACAGCGUUCCGGUGGUGCUAGAUUGGAGCUUAGGCUUGGACAAUACUUCAUUACGAUUGUUUCGGAGAUUCAUUCGACAACAUGAUUCCAGGGCUUAUGAUGACCCAACACCCACCUGCAAAAUAAAAAAUGUCACUUCCACUUCUCGGCCAAGCCUUGAAUGUUCCUGUCCUCGGGGUUUUGAGGGAAAUCCCUAUCUUGGCUACCAUUGUCACGACAUUGAUGAAUGCACGGAUCAAAACAUAUGUGGGCCAGGGGCCCCCCAUUGUAUGAACUAUUUGGGGACGUAUGCAUGCUACGGACACAUAGUGGGUGGAAAGACAAAGAUCAAACUGAUUCUUAUAGGUCUUGGCGCUGGUGUGGGACUGUUGUUACUGCUGAUUGGUGCAUUGUGGGUACAUGAAGUCCUAAAGAAAAGAAAGAGAAUUAAACGCAAGGAAUUUUUUUUCAAACGAAAUGGUGGCUUGUUGUUAGAACAACAAUUAUCUUCAGGUGAAGUUAAUGUAGAGAAAAUUAAGUUGUUCAAGUCAAAGGAGUUAGAGAAGUCCACUGACAAUUUCAACACUGAUAGAAUUCUUGGCCAGGGAGGCCAAGGUACUGUUUACAAAGGCAUGCUGGCUGAUGGUAGAAUUGUAGCUGUGAAAAAAUCUAAAAUAGUGGAUGAAAGCCAACUUUCAGGUUUCAUCAAUGAGGUUGUGAUUCUUUCACAAAUCAACCACAGAAAUGUGGUUCAACUAUUGGGUUGCUGUUUAGAGACGGAGGUUCCCAUUUUGGUUUAUGAAUUUAUACCUAAUGGAAACCUUUCCCAGUAUAUCCAUGAGCAGAAUGAGGAGUUUCCACUUACAUGGGAAGUUCGCUUACGAAUUGCCAAGGAAAUUGCAGGAGCUCUUUCCUAUUUACAUGCUUCAGCUGCCUUUCCCAUUUAUCACAGAGACAUCAAGUCUACCAACAUACUCUUGGAUGCAAAAUACAGAGCAAAAGUUGCUGACUUCGGAACUUCAAGAUCAGUUGCCAUUGACCAAACUCACCUCACCACAAUUGUACACGGCACAUUUGGUUACUUGGACCCCGAAUACUUUCAAUCAAGCCAAUUUACAGAGAAAAGUGAUGUGUAUAGCUUUGGAGUUGUCCUUGUUGAGCUCUUGACAGGACAAAAACCAAUUUCUUUUAGAAGGUCACAAGAAGAAGGCAAAAGUCUUGCCACAUACUUCAUCAUUUCGAUGCAGUUAGAUCGCCUGUUUGAAAUUCUUGAUGCUCAAGUUGUAAAAGGAGGGUCUAAAGCAGAUAUCAUCACAGUUGCUAACCUUGCAAGGAGGUGUUUGAAUUUGAGUGGAAGGAAGCGCCCUACAAUGAGAGAGGUCACGGUAGAGCUAGAGGGGAUUCAAACGUCAGAAAAAACUUCAAAUGGUGAACAAAAUUAUGAAGAAGUUGAAUAUGUUCGAACUGAAUCAAUUGAGCCUUGGGAUGUCGUUUCAAGCUCAACAGGCACAAGGCCAGGUUUGGAUGGUGAUCAUGCUUCAUCAUUACAUGAAGUUCCACUAUUACCUUUCAUGUCACGCUGAACAAUAAUUAAAUAUUUCUUAACUGUAAUAUUCUAAUGCUUGUUCCAUUCCAUAUAUGUUAUGUUUUUCUCCUUCCUGAACUUUUCCCGUCAGAAUGUGACUGCAGUAGUUUCAACCAAGAAGAUCAU